AUGCUCUUCGCAGCUGCUCAUCUCUCCGUCCAGCAGAUCGUCUCCAUCGCGAACAACCCUGCUUUGGCAACGAUACAUGCUCACAGUGCCAAGCUUCGAUCGAAGUCGUCAACAGGGGCGAGCCCGUUGAAUCUGACUGGCUGGUCUGCCAAAUCGAAGCUGGAUCCGCUCCCGCCUCCCAGGCGACCCACUGGCAAGCGGCUCAAGAUCCUGAAAAUGCGGCGGAGAGCUGACCCGUCGCCUCAAGACGACCCUCUCGCAUUCUACGCUACAUUGCAUGAGCAGGGCCUUUCUCUGUUUAAGGACACUAAUCUGGAGUACGCCACGCCCAUACUGGUGGCAGUUGCGGAGAAGAAAAAGGACAAGAUCGCCCGCCUGCUGGUCCAGGACAUCCUGUCAAAUUGGCACCACGUCGGACAAACAUAUUGCUCCAUCAUGCUCGAAAAUAUCCUCCUUCUCAUGCAGCAAAACUUCCUGGACAAGGAACAGGUCACUGCCUUGGCUCGGCGCUCUCCGUUCUUCCGGCCAGCUCAUAUCAAUGACACUCUUGCGACUCUACUCAUUGGAGUCUUAGCAGACGCAAGAGCGCAGUCAGAAUUGGACGAAGUUCGGCAUCGCCCCCACAAGGCAGCCGAGCUGCUGAUGUUCAUUGCAUGCGAUCUCACAGCGGCGGGGACGCGCUUGCGCUCGAUGGAGAUUGUGAAUGCGCUCGUGGAGACUCAUAGUGUGCCUUCCAGCGUGGUGUACCAUGCGAAUCUCAUGUCGACGGACUUCUCUCUCAUUAUCAUGACUAUGUCGGUGCACUCUGUUCUUCACUUAGGAUGGCGGUCAACAGCUGAAGGCCUAUCCGCCUCCUCAAGAACGUCUCCUCUCCUCGUCUGGCUCAUGACGCACCUUACAAAGAAGAUCAAGAAGGCUCACCUAGCGCGGCAGCUCGCGACGCAUGUUUUGGAAGCACAGAUUCCGCUACCUGUGCUGGAUCGUGAGCGCUUCAUCGGGCUAGUCGCCUCGCGGGGUUCGCAACGCAUGCACGCAUGCUUUGGGAGUGGUGCGAUGCUCUAUGUUGUGAGUCUAUUCACAAGAUUCGCGAAACGAGAGGGAUCCACACUACUGGACAAUGCUGAGGAGGAGGACAAGCUGCGUGACAGUGAGGUGGUAGAUGUGGCUGUGUCGGUGCCGCUCGAGGGCGCGGACGAGGCAUUUCCACCACGGGAGCUUUCUUGGCCUGCGCAGGGACCUAGACUUGAAUCAGCGAAAGUCAGUUUCGACUGGAAAAAUGCCUCAAUCUCAAGGUUCAUGGUGCCACGCCAAGCGAGCCCAUCGGUCAAGCCACAUCAGACACUCGCCCGUCAGGGGCUGCCGACCAUUCCCAGGCAUGUUUGGGAGCCUCCUCGAGUAAGAACCCACGUGCGCCAGACGAGUGGGUUGAGCUGGAAAGUUGGAAAGGGGACGCAGCUCGGGUGA
Laetiporus sulphureus 93-53 is the source of this 1464-nucleotide messenger RNA. RefSeq lists its product as uncharacterized. The coding region runs from base 1 to 1464 and encodes 487 amino acids. The transcript is spliced from 5 exons. The record is from RefSeq and is a predicted model, not a curated record. NCBI's taxonomy places the organism in Eukaryota, Fungi, Basidiomycota, Agaricomycetes, Polyporales, Laetiporaceae.